AUGACAGUGAAGACGCAGUGGGCGCAGCUGGCUGCAGUUCGGGGAGCGAUCAACCAAGUACUGCUUGUGUUUUUGAUCAAUGUACCGACGGUGUCGUUCGGGCUGGCGCUGGGCUGGGUGUCGCUGGUCAGCGGCGAGACAGCGGCGGGCGAGGGCGGUGGCGCGGGAGGCAAGGGUGGCGAUGAAGCGGGGCGAGCCGCUGUGAUAGCCUCCGUGACCACGUUCACCGCGUCGCUGGUGGGCGUGCCUCUGAGCGCACGCGCGCUGCUCGCCGGCAGGAAGGUCGCGCUCAUCGCCACUUCAGCUUGCUUCGUGGUGUGCUGGUCGCUGAAGCUGGCCAGCGUGUGGGGCGGCGCCGUGUGGGGCGGCGCGUGGCUGGUGCUGGCGGCGCGCGCGGCGGCCGGGCUGGGGGGCGCCGCCGCCUGGGCCCUGGCGCCGCUGCUGGCCGGCGAGAUGUGCAGCCCGCGGUUCCGCGGCGCGGCGGUGGCGGCGCUGGCGCUGGCGCACAACUGCGGCGCGCUGCUCAUGUACCUGGCGGCCGACGCGGCCGCGCCGCAGCGAACAAUCCUGUGGUGGUGUCUGGGUUUGUCGGUUACGCACUGCGUCGUCUUCUCGUUUCUACCUGAGUCGCCCUCGUUCCUCGCGGCCAAAGGAAGAGUUAAGGAGGCGAGCGCGGCGCUGGCGUGGCUCCGCGGGCUGUCGGUGGCCGACCCCGCGCUGGAGGCCGAGCUGCGCGCGCUGCCUCCCAUAGAGCGCGCGCAGUCCUCCUGGAGCCUCACCAGAGAAAUGUUGAGCGACCCGCAAAGACGUCGCGCCUUUAUAAUCGGUGCGCUGGCGGUGAUUGGGCAGGAGGCGUGCGGCGUGCUCGCCAUCCUGCAGUACGCGGAGCGCGUGUUCGUACUGGCGCGAGACGAGGAAGCCCACGUGACGUCACAGCUGUCGCCCGCGCUCAACGUGACGUCACAGCUGUCGCCCACGCUCAACGUGACGUCACAGCUGUCGCCCGCGCUCAACGUGACGUCACAGCUGUCGCCCGCGCUCAACGUGACGUCACAGCUGUUGCCCGCGCUCGACGUGACGUCGCCGUUGUCGCCCGCAAGACAAGCUGUCAUAGUGGGCGCUGUCCAGCUCGUCGCGUCCGCGCUGGCGCUGUAUCUCGUCGAGCGAGUAGGAAGGAGGCCGCUGCUGGUGUGGAGCGCGGGCGCGGCGGGCGGCGCGCUGGCGCUGGCGGCGGCGCUGGCGGGGCGCAGCGCGCGCGGCGCCGCGGCCGCGCUCGCGCUCGCCGUCGCCGCGGACUCCGCCGGCCUGCAGCCCGCGCCCUACGCGCUGCUGGCCGACAUGUUCCACUACCAGUUCCGCGGCUGCGCGCUGCUGCUGGCCAGCGCGGGCGCGAGCGCCGGCAACGCGCUGGAGGUGGCGCUGUUCCCGCUGGCGGCGCGCGCCGGCCUGCGCGCCGCGCUGGCGCUGGCCGCCGCGCUCACGCUCGCCUACGCGCUGUUCGCGGCGCUGCUCGUGCCCGAGACGCGCGGCCGCCAGCCCGAGCAGAUCUACGCGGAAGUGGGGCCCGCGCCGCCGGGCGCCGGUGGGCGGACAGAGUGCACGGGCGUUACGAUGGGCUUACUGGACAAGUUGUCAGCGUGGUUCAGCGGUGGCGAACAAGCCACAGUGUUGGUGCUCGGCUUGGACGGAAGCGGAAAGACGUCCACGCUCAAUGCCAUGCGUCCUCCUGAGCAGCGCGUGACGCACACCGUGCCCACUGUUGGGCACCAGAAGGAUUACUUCCAGAGUGGCGGAGUGUCGUUCAGCGCGUGGGACGUGUCAGGCGCGGCGCGCAUGCGCCCGCUGUGGGAGCGCCACUACCGCGACGCGCACGCCGUCAUCUUCGUCGUGGACUCCGCGGACCACCUGAGGCUGGUGGUGGCGCGCGAGGAGCUGGAGCUGCUGCUGGCGCACCCCGACAUGUUCGGGCGGCGCAUCUCUCCCUUUUUUCGAACUCUCGGGCUGGAGCGCAUCGGCGACAAGCCGUGGCACGUGUGCUCGAGCAGCGCGCUGUCGGGCGCCGGGCUGGCGGACGCCGUCGCCUGGCUGGCGCGCCAGCUGCGGGAGCGGCGCGCGCGCUGA
Melitaea cinxia (Glanville fritillary) is the source of this 2121-nucleotide messenger RNA. It is a transcript of the gene Arl6, whose product is annotated as solute carrier family 2, facilitated glucose transporter member 6-like. Gene Ontology annotation, cellular component: membrane. Gene Ontology annotation, molecular function: GTPase activity; transmembrane transporter activity; GTP binding. Gene Ontology annotation, biological process: transmembrane transport. The transcript has 15 exons. The record is from RefSeq and is a predicted model, not a curated record. The coding region runs from base 1 to 2121 and encodes 706 amino acids. Lineage: Eukaryota; Metazoa; Arthropoda; Insecta; Lepidoptera; Nymphalidae.